AUGCUUUGUCAACCUUCCUUUGCUCAGGCGCACAUACUACACCAAUUAUCACUGCUGAAAGGUAACAAUUACCCAAGUCGUCCUUGGCAUAUAACUUCUGAUAUUCCAGUUGGACUUCUUUUCUGCUUUACAUUUACACUGGAACGCGGCAACCAGCUUUACUAUGGAGAGUAUAAUAACCAGACUCGCAAUAAACUUAGAAAGAUCAACCAACCUCCCACUGUUGGUAAGUCAGUCAUUGGUACAUGCAACGGAUUGAUUUGCUUUUCUGAAAACUAUUGUUUUGAUAUCCUUGAACCUAGCUAUAUCUGUAAUCCUAUCACUGGAGAAUACGUAAAUAUUCCACGAGUAAUCAAAAGAGACAACAUUGUCGACUACUCUGAGUUAAUAGUGUGUGGUUUUGGUUACCAUCUUUCUACUAACAAGUACAAAAUCGUAAAAAUCCACUACACCGAAACAACUCAUCUGGGGAGGGUCGAGGUAUACACAAUAGGCAGUGGCAGCGGUUGGAGAGAGACGGGAACCACAAGUUACUCACUGCGACCUGGUAUGGGCGCUUUUGAGGACUCUUUUCGGCUUAAGAUAUUGGGAGGAUGCUUGUGUUUUGUUCAUGAGAAGCUACGUGAACGCAUAGAUAUAUGGUUCUUAAGAAAGACGGAGGAAAACUGUAGUUAUGACGUGAAUGAGCAAGAUGAUUACCACUUAUUGAGCUGGUUUAAGGAGUUCAGCAUACCAGUUGAACGUGAAGCAGAGCCGUGUGCUCUUACAAAUAGUGGUGAAGUUCUGAUGCGCUAUAAGGGUUGUCUUUUCUGUUAUAAUCCACAAACUGCAGCCUUGGAAAAGCUUAUGGAUAACGACUUCCGUUAUCUAUUUUCACACGUUAACAGCUUUGUUUCGCUGAAAGCUCUUGGAGAAAAAGGGUCUAAAUUCAGAAAAAGGUAUGAUGUGAAUCCAGCACCCAAGGAAAUCUUUAUAGGAAAACAACAGUGGAAGGAUGAUGGACAGAUUGAUGCGUAA
Papaver somniferum (opium poppy) is the source of this 1017-nucleotide messenger RNA. RefSeq names its product F-box protein At3g07870-like. NCBI's taxonomy places the organism in Eukaryota, Viridiplantae, Streptophyta, Magnoliopsida, Ranunculales, Papaveraceae. The record is from RefSeq and is a predicted model, not a curated record. The coding region runs from base 1 to 1017 and encodes 338 amino acids. The transcript is spliced from 2 exons.